GCCGCCGCGGUAGGACCGAUGCUCGGAAAAUCUUCUCAGAGACACCCUCUCUCCUUUUGCGCCAUCCGUCCGAAAAUAGGAGGAGAGAGAAAGCGAGGGCGAGCGAAGGAGAGGGAACCGUGCCUGAACUUAGGGUUAGGGUUUGAAGGUUGGAGAUGAGUUAGCACCACCAACAAUCUACAAGAGGCCGUAGAGUCUGAUCGAUUCCAGUUCAAAGAAGAGUCUUGUAAAGAUAGGAAGAUUCGGAUUCGAAUUUGAGGGUUUGAUAGCCUUCUUGUUAUAUAUUUACCGAUUUCUUGGUGUAUUUCUGGAGCUAUUAACUGUAUGAGAAAUUUCAGUUUCAAGAAAUAGUAGGUUGAUGGAAAUGAGUUGGUUUUUGUCAUGAUUUGGGGCGUGUGUACUGAAGCUUUUAGUUGGGGAAGAGAUGGAUCGGUUCUUCUCCCCGAUUUCAUGCUUCGACGUGAUAUUUUCACAAAGAUGAAUUUUUGUAAAUAGAGUAGUGGUUGCUGCACUCUGAGGGGAUUUCAACGCGGUUUUAUCAGGGAAGAAUUCGAUUUUUUUUUUUUUUGGUGAAGUGGAGCAAACUGGUGUAAUUUUUGGACAGAUGUUUUAUUCAGAUAGUGGAAGGAUCGAGUGGAUUUAAUUUCUUUAUAUGGUCUGGGGGUUUUGUUGUUUGGCUGUGAUUGCCGCAACAUGAGUUGUGGUGGCGACUGUAGGGACGGCAGAAAAGAGGGUGAGGAGUUUAAGCGUCCCGGACUGAACAAAGUGGCGGAUGAUUUUGUUCAGCUUGGAAGGCACUCCUUUGGAAAGAAUGGUACUGUUCCAUCUCUAUCCCUUGAUAUCGAUGAGAAGCUACUGAUUGACCCAAGGUUGCUUUAUAUUGGAUCAAAGAUUGGAGAGGGAGCCCAUGGGAAAGUCUACGAGGGAAAGUAUAAAGAGCAAAUUGUAGCAAUCAAAGUACUCAAUAGUGGCAACACUCCUGAAGAAAAGGCAACAUUUGAAGCUCGUUUUAUUCGAGAAGUGAAUAUGAUGUCCAGAGUGAAACAUGAGAACCUUGUCAAGUUCAUCGGAGCAUGCAAGGACCCAAUCAUGGUAAUUGCCACAGAGCUACUACCAGGAAUGUCGUUAAAAAAAUAUUUAUUGAGCAUUCGCCCCAAACAACCUGAUCUUCAUCAAGCAGUUAGCUUUGCACUUGACAUUGCUCGUGCAAUGGACUGCCUACAUGCUAAUGGGAUAAUACACAGAGACUUGAAACCUGACAAUUUGUUGCUUACUGCAAAUCAGAAGAAUGUCAAGCUUGUUGAUUUUGGACUUGCAAGAGAAGAAACUGUGACUGAAAUGAUGACUGCUGAAACUGGAACAUACCGUUGGAUGGCUCCUGAGUUAUAUAGCACUGUUACACUGCGCCGUGGUGAGAAGAAGCACUACACCAACAAGGUUGAUGUGUACAGCUUUGGCAUCGUUCUGUGGGAGUUGUUGACCAACAGAAUGCCAUUUGAAGGCAUGUCCAACUUGCAGGCUGCAUAUGCUGCUGCUUUUAAGCAAAUGCGGCCACCCCUUCCAGAGGAUGCACCCCCCGAGCUAGUGUUCGUUGUGCAAUCAUGCUGGGUUGAGGACCCUAAUACACGUCCCAGUUUCAGCCAGAUUAUACGGAUGCUAAAUGCCUUCCUCUUCACCCUCCCUCCACCAUCCUCACCAGAGCCUGAAGCUGUACCUUCUGUGGUGAACAACAGGGGCGCUAUUACGGCAGCAUCCUCUGCUCGCACUGGAGGCAAGCUUUCUUUUCUUCGUCAGCUCUUUGCUGCAAAGAGGGCAGGCAAUAGUAGAACAUGAGCAGUAAAGGCUGUGGAUGUUUCUUUCUUGAAAAGGGAAGCAUCAUAGGCUGUGUCGUACAGGAAUACCAUGCUUAUUAGACAUUGUAAGGAAUGAUACUAAAGCAAGCAGAAAUUACAAGUUGCAUAAAAAUCUGAAUUCCUGAUCAUCUAAUUUAACAGUCUGACAGCAGACCUCUCUUGCUUA
Molecule: messenger RNA, 2019 nt
Organism: Phoenix dactylifera (date palm)
Lineage: Eukaryota; Viridiplantae; Streptophyta; Magnoliopsida; Arecales; Arecaceae
Product: serine/threonine-protein kinase STY13
Biological process (GO): protein phosphorylation
Molecular function (GO): protein serine/threonine kinase activity; ATP binding
Source: RefSeq, a predicted model, not a curated record